ACACUCGGAUAACAUCCGCGCAAUUUCCCCUGGAAUCAGGAAUUUUCAUGGUCAGUUUCCCACUUUUGUACGAUGUCGACCGUUGGUUCAGCGGAACCUUCUUCGUCAUGUUCCCGGUCGGUUUGUCCGGUGUGCGAUAAACUGUUCCCGAUGGACCAAAUCGAGGCACACGUGGACCGGUGCUUGUUUUUGAAUGGAGCAGAGGAUGCCGCUUCAUCAGGUGGCUCAUCAUCGGUAAGUUCCAGUGAUCAGACUUCUCGUCAGAAGCGGAAUUUCAGCAUAUUUGAAAAGUCACCCUCGGUCGUUCCGAAGAAAGCUAGGACAGAUCAACAGGUUGAUGCGAGUAGGAUCGAGUUUCUGGAACGGCAGGUUAUCGAUUUAUCUGAUGAUGAGAAGGAGGAUAAACCGGUGAAGAAGGUUGAACCAAAAAAAGUGGUUGAGAAAGAUGAUGCCAACGUUCCACUUGCCGAGAAGAUGAGACCCAAUGAGCUCGGGGAUUACGUAGGACAGGAACAUAUCAUUGGGAAGAAUACUGUUCUGAGGACGCUGUUCGAGAAAAAUACCAUCCCGAGUAUGAUCUUUUGGGGUCCACCGGGAUGUGGUAAAACCACGUUGGCUCACAUAAUUGCUAACCAUUGCAAAAAACGUGAAAACAUGAGAUUUGUAAAGCUAUCGGCUACUAUGAGUGGAGUCAACGACGUCAAGGAAGCGGUUCAGGUUGCGAAAAACGAACUCAAGUUCAAGCGAAAAACGAUCCUCUUUAUGGACGAGAUCCAUCGUUUUAACAAGCUGCAGCAAGACAUUUUCCUGCCGCAUGUGGAAUCCGGAACAGUCACUCUGAUCGGGGCUACAACGGAAAAUCCAUCGUUCAGCUUGAAUUCGGCACUGCUAAGUCGCUGCCGGGUGAUCGUGCUGGAAAAGUUGAGCAUCGAAGCGAUGGCAAAAAUCCUGGAACGGGCUCUUCCGCAGUACGAAACCGUUAUGUUCGAGAACAACAACCAGAGCCCGGACGUUAGCAAGUUACCGUUCAUUCCUAAAAUGAUGAUCAGCUCGGAAACCGUCCGGUGGUUGGCCGGCGUUUGCGACGGCGAUGCCCGAAUCGGAUUGAAUAGUCUGCAGUUGGCACUCAAUACGGUGGCAGCUCGGCAGGAAGAGGAAGGAAGCGCCUUGAAGAUGGUUUCACUGGAUGAAAUCCAGGAGGGAAUAAAGAAAUCUCACCUGCUGUACGAUCGCAAAGGGGAUCAACACUACGAGCUGAUCUCGGCCCUGCACAAAUCGGUCCGGGCUUCGGACGACAACGCGUCCCUUUACUGGUGCACCCGGAUGCUGGCGUCCGGGGAAGAUCCUCGCUAUCUGGUCCGGCGGAUGAUUCGAAUGGCCAGCGAGGACAUUGGCCUGGCCGAUUCAAAUGCCCUCACGGUGGCCACAUCGACGCUGGCUGCAGUUCAGCACGUCGGAAUGCCGGAAGCCGAUUGUAUCAUUGCCCAGUGUGCCGUGUAUCUGGCCAGGGCGCCCAAGAGUCGGGAGGUUUAUCAAGCUUUUGGGAGGUGUAAGGCUGCUAUCGCGGCAUUCAAGGGACCGAUGCCUCCGGUGCCGCUUCAUUUGAGAAACGCCAGCACCAAGCUGAUGAAGGAUCUGAACUUCGGAGCGGGCUACAACCUGCUGCAUAAGGACCAAUCGGGACUGCAGUAUAUGCCGGAAGGGCUGGAGGACGAGAAUUACUUUUCGGAAUGAAGAAUUGACCAAGUGUUGUUUUGUUUGAUUUUAUUC
Messenger RNA from Uranotaenia lowii, 1770 nucleotides. Its product is annotated as ATPase WRNIP1-like. The transcript is spliced from 3 exons. Gene Ontology annotation, cellular component: nucleus. Bases 73 to 1734 code for a protein of 553 amino acids. Gene Ontology annotation, molecular function: enzyme activator activity; ATP hydrolysis activity; single-stranded DNA helicase activity. The record is from RefSeq and is a predicted model, not a curated record. Gene Ontology annotation, biological process: DNA-templated DNA replication; regulation of DNA repair. Lineage: Eukaryota; Metazoa; Arthropoda; Insecta; Diptera; Culicidae.